UUCUUCAUGUUCCCUUCUUUCAGGGUGUUUUGGGGACAGUAAUGUUGUCACACUCCUGAACAGUUUGAGUGUGUUAAGUAAUCGUGGGAAGAAUAGGAAAUGUGAUUUUCAUCAGUGCUACAUUUCACCCUCCUGAACUAGAGGGAAUAAUCACAGUAUGACGGGACAGGCUGCAGUAGAGCGGUCCCUCUCAGCUCACCGCCUCUCGGUCAAGAGCACGCUGGAGGAGGAACAGGACAGGGCAGAGACAACAAUAAGCAGGACUCAGUCAGUCUGUGAAGGAGAUGAUGAUACAUCCUCAGAGCUGCAGCGAGUGGCUGCAAUCGACCCCCAGGAUGCAGUAUCCAGAAACUCUUUCAGGGGCAGGGGGGCACUGUCCAGGCUGGUAAACCUGGUGGUCACUCUGAGGGAAUGGGCUCACAGGAGUCUGAUGGAGGAGGAACAGCGGCCUGACUCCUUCCUCGAGCGAUUCCGUGGCCCUGAGGCUAGACCUGCAACUGGCCAAGCCGCAAAUGACCAACAAGGAGCCAAUGGAGCCAAUACGAAGCCAACCUUCAAGGAGAUGUGGGAAAAAACUGUCAUGUCCCAAUCUGAUGAUGUUUAUUAUUAUUGGCUGUUCUUCAUUGCUUUGGCAGUUCUCUACAACUGGGUCCUUCUGGUUGCCAGAGCAUGUUUUGAUGAUCUACAGACUGAGAGCUACAUCCUAUGGCUGGUACUCGAUUACAUCUGUGAUGUCAUUUACAUAAUAGACUCCUUUGUGCGAUUAAGGACAGGUUACCUGGAACAGGGGUUGCUGGUGAAAGAGUUGUCCAAGCUGAGAGACAACUACAUCCGAACCUUCCAGUUCAAAGUAGAUGUUCUCUCCAUCAUACCAACGGACCUGGUCUACAUUGUCACAGGAAUCCACAUGCCUCAGCUCCGAUUUAACCGCCUACUCCGUUUCUCACGCAUGUUUGAGUUCUUUGACCGUACUGAGACACGUACCAACUACCCAAACACUUUUCGUAUAUGCAACCUAGUCCUGUAUAUCCUGGUCAUCAUCCACUGGAACGCAUGUAUCUAUUAUGCCAUUUCCAAGUCACUAGGGCUUGGAUCAGAUCAGUGGGUGUACGAUGCCACUAACAGAACACUCACUUAUUGCUACGUCUACUGCUUCUACUGGUCUACCCUAACACUUACUACCAUUGGGGAAAUGCCUCCACCAGUGAAGGAUGAGGAGUUUGUCUUUGUUGUCUUCGAUUUUCUGGUUGGUGUGCUGAUCUUUGCCACAAUUGUUGGUAACGUGGGUUCCAUGAUUGCUAACAUGAAUGCCACAAGGGCAGAGUUCCAGGCACGGAUUGACGCCAUUAAACACUACAUGCACUUCCGCAAAGUCAGCCGCAACCUUGAGACACGUGUCAUCAAAUGGUUUGACUACCUCUGGACCAAUCAGAAAGCAGUGGAUGAGCAUGAGGUUCUGAAGAACCUUCCAGACAAGCUGCGGGCAGAAAUUGCUAUCAAUGUUCAUCUGGAAACUCUGAAAAAGGUUCGUAUCUUUCAGGACUGUGAAGCCGGACUGUUAGUGGAGCUAGUUCUGAAACUGCGGCCACAGGUGUACAGCCCAGGCGACUACAUCUGCAGGAAGGGCGAUAUUGGGAAGGAAAUGUACAUCAUUAAGGAGGGACAGCUGGGUGUAGUGGCAGAUGACGGCGUGACACAGUUUGCACUGCUAACUGCUGGAGGGUGUUUUGGUGAAAUUAGCAUCCUGAACAUUCGGGGUAGCAAGAUGGGUAACCGUCGAACCGCCAACAUACGUAGCAUUGGCUACUCAGAUCUGUUCUGCCUCUCGAAGGAUGACUUGAUGGAGGCUGUGACAGAAUAUCCAGAAGCUCAGAAGGUUCUGGAAGAGCGUGGGAGAGACAUUCUGAAGAAGCAGGGUCUUCUGGAUGAAAGUGAUGCAGCUGGAGGGCUGGGCGAGAUGGAAACAGAGGAGAGGGUGGAACGUCUGGAUGCGUCUCUGGAUCUACUGCAGACACGCUUUUCCCGGUUGCUUGGGGAGUUCACUACAACACAGCGCAAGCUGAAACAGCGAAUUACAGCGCUCGAGCGGCAGCUGUGUCACACUGGACUCGGCCUGCUGUCGGACAAUGACAUGGACGGAGAAAAUGACCAAGUGUUUACACAUGCAGACAUACACAUGCAUGCAGAAGCACACACUCGGACUUCUACAGACCUAAACACUGCCUCAAACUCUGUGUCCAGGAGAAACUCAGAUGUGGAAGUGUCGCGGCCUCAACCAAAAAUAGGGCAAUAAAGUGAGACUGCUUCAAUGAAGUGCACAAAAUAAAGCUCUACAUGCAUGCUUAUGCUUUUCCACA
This is a messenger RNA of Astyanax mexicanus (Mexican tetra), 2357 nucleotides long. It is a transcript of the gene cnga2b, whose product is annotated as cyclic nucleotide gated channel subunit alpha 2b. NCBI's taxonomy places the organism in Eukaryota, Metazoa, Chordata, Actinopteri, Characiformes, Acestrorhamphidae. Gene Ontology annotation, cellular component: plasma membrane; intracellular cyclic nucleotide activated cation channel complex. Bases 158 to 2293 code for a protein of 711 amino acids. The record is from RefSeq and is a predicted model, not a curated record. Gene Ontology annotation, molecular function: protein-containing complex binding; intracellularly cAMP-activated cation channel activity; intracellularly cGMP-activated cation channel activity. Gene Ontology annotation, biological process: monoatomic cation transmembrane transport. The transcript has 7 exons.